AUGACCUUUGGAGGCAGGAGAGUUCCCAGAGAACAUAUAGAAAAGACUGAUUUCAUCACACUGUCAUCUUGGUCUCUCGAGAGCAGCAAAUCAGUAGGAAAAUGUUCUUUUCUUUCCAGACCAGUGUCCAUGAGGGAAAUCAGAAAUGCAAUAUCCAUCACCAACUAUCCAGGGAGGAAUUCAUCCUUCCACAAGAAGAAAGCUCAUAAAGGUGAGUCUGAGAGCCUGGUAGUCAUCAUGGAAGCAGAAAAUGGUACACAAAUUUCAGAAUUUCUUCUUCUGGGACUUUCAGGACCCCUCCUAUUUGGGCUUUUUCUCUCCAUGUACCUGAUCACUACCCCCAUGUACUUCUUCCUCUCCAACCUGUCCUUUGCUGACAUCUGUUUCACCUCUACCACCGUACCAAAGAUGCUGGUGAACAUCCAGACACAGAGCAAGGUCAUCACCUAUGCAGGCUGCAUCACCCAGGUGUUCUUUUACAUAGUUUUUGCAGUGGUAGAUGACAUUCUCCUGACUGUGAUGGCCUAUGACAGGUAUGUGGCCAUCUGUCACCCUCUGCACUACAUGGUCAUCAUGAACCCCUGGCUCUGUGGAAAGCUGGUUCUGGCUUCAUGGACCAUGAGUGUCUUGUAUUCCUUGUUGCAUAGCUUAAUGACAUUGCGGCUGUCCUUCUGUACACAUGCGGAAAUCCCCCACUUUUUCUGUGAACUCAAUCAGGUGGUCCACCUUGCCUGCUCUGACCCCUUUCUUAAUGAUAUGGUGAUCUAUUUUGCAUCUGUGCUGCUGGGUGUUGGUCCCCUCACUGGGAUCCUUUACACUUACUGUAAGAUAGUUUCCUCCAUUCGUGCCAUCUCAUCAACUCAGGGGAAGCACAAAGCAUUUUCCACCUGUGCCUCUCACCUCUCAGUUGUCUCCUUAUUUUACUGUACAGGCAUGGGUGUGUACCUUAGUGCUGGUGCUGUCCACAGCUCACACUCAAGUGCAGCAGCCUCGGUGCUGUACACUGUGGUCACCCCCAUGCUGAACCCCUUCAUCUACAGUCUGAGGAAUAAAGACAUAAAGAGGGUGCUAAUGACCUUUGGAGGUAGGAGAGUUUACAGAGGACGUGUAAUAAAGAUCAAUUCAUCACAGUUUCAACUUGGUCUCUUGAGAACAGUGAAUCAACAGGGAAAUUUUCUUUUCUUCCCAUACCAGUGUCCACAAGGGAAAUCAGUUAUAAGAGGUUGUGGUUAUAAGGAAGAAAUGGACCUAAUGAGCAGAUACAGGGAGCUGUAA
Tupaia belangeri chinensis (Chinese tree shrew) is the source of this 1275-nucleotide messenger RNA. Its product is annotated as olfactory receptor 1571-like. The transcript is spliced from 5 exons. The record is from RefSeq and is a predicted model, not a curated record. NCBI's taxonomy places the organism in Eukaryota, Metazoa, Chordata, Mammalia, Scandentia, Tupaiidae. The coding region runs from base 1 to 1275 and encodes 424 amino acids. Gene Ontology annotation, biological process: G protein-coupled receptor signaling pathway. Gene Ontology annotation, cellular component: membrane. Gene Ontology annotation, molecular function: olfactory receptor activity; G protein-coupled receptor activity.